AACACUCCCGACAACAACCAUUUUCAUUUCGCAGCUAUGGAAAGCUAUAUUUGAUCUUUUCCUUCUCUCUCCCUCUCUUUGAAGCCUAACCACACCCUCUUCCUCCCAAAAGGAACACUGCAAUUCCAAACAUCACUGCUUUGCCUUUGCAGCUGGAAGCUAGUUACCAAACAGAGUUUGGCGUGCUUCUCCGAGUGCCAUCUGGGAGGAGUUCUCCGUUAUAUAAACCCCAACAGAUCUGGGAGCAGAGAAACAGGACUGGGCUCCAUUGCGGAACUGAGUACUGAGCGCACAGCGAGAGAUCACCCCCCGGACAGCAAACAUGUUUAAACUCAAUUUUACAGAGGAAGCAACAAAGAUCGGCAACACUGCCCAGGAUGCAGUUAAUUCAGCAGGCCAGGCUGUGCAGCACGUUCUGGAUCAGGUGACAGAAGCUGGUCAGAAAGCUAUUGACGACACCUGCAAGAGUGCACACGAUGCUGGUGAAAAGGCAAAGCAAAAUGUAACAAGUCAGAUGACAGCAUGGAGUAAAAGCUUUGGCGAGAGUGAAGAAAAGAAGAACGCUUCAGCCUAAAUGAGCUGGUCUUCCCUUCGAUUUGCCUUGCGCGUUCGAAAUGAUAAAACUAUCUUUUUAUGCAUUGGAAAUUGUUUUCAGAUGGUUAACCUAUGAGAUGUACUUUACACCUUCAUUAAAAGUUAAAUAAUAUAUUCCAUUUAUUUUGUUGCAGUAUCAAACAUUAAAAAACCCAAGUUUCAGAGUAAAUGGUGACAGCACAUUUCCAAUGAUUGCUCUCCACAAUUGUAUCAGGAAACUGAGAUGAGGCUGGCUUCUCAAGGCUUCCAGUGGGAAGUGUGUAAACAGAGAAAAUCUCAGUUGUGCAUUUAAAGCUUGCACAUAUAUGUACGAUGUAGGGUGGCCACACUCUAUCUGCAUUUAACAUACACACAUAUAUACACAUAUGCUGCGCAUCAUUUACAGUAUUUUUACACACGAAUGGAGAUUCUUUAGCUGGCGGUUGAAACGUUUGUAUGAAAAACUCAGAUGAAGUUCUUUUCAGGAAAGACACUUUGAUGGAAGUUUUGUACUGUGUUUAGCUACAUUACAAUACCUCAUACAUUAAAAGCUACCUAAACUGCAGAACUGAACAGGCAACAGUUGAGGCUUGUUGAUGAAAAAGGAGUAAAAACUGAAUUUUAAGCAGAAAGAACCCCAAGAGCUAAUGAAAAAAGGAAGAUUUUGGAAGGCUAAGGGAGUGUUUGCAGCAAGAACUUGCAUUUGUUGGAAGUCCAUCAGGGAAUGAAUAUCAAGAGGUUGACACCUUCAGGUCCCCCCACUUCAGAAUGCAAGAACUUCUGAAUGGAAGUCAUCAAUUCUUACUAUCUCCAAACUUUUAGGGCUAACCAAAAGAAUACCAUUGUCACAUAUGCCUUCCCAC
Python bivittatus (Burmese python) is the source of this 1436-nucleotide messenger RNA. RefSeq names its product adipogenesis regulatory factor (gene ADIRF). Lineage: Eukaryota; Metazoa; Chordata; Lepidosauria; Squamata; Pythonidae. The record is from RefSeq and is a predicted model, not a curated record.